Messenger RNA from Aspergillus saccharolyticus JOP 1030-1, 622 nucleotides. RefSeq lists its product as uncharacterized. The record is from RefSeq and is a predicted model, not a curated record. The transcript has a single exon. Lineage: Eukaryota; Fungi; Ascomycota; Eurotiomycetes; Eurotiales; Aspergillaceae. The coding region runs from base 92 to 451 and encodes 119 amino acids.
CUGUCGUAAGCCGGAGAAUCUAUUUCGGUUUUCCAGUUCUUUUUGGUCUCGAACCCCUUCUGACCCGCUGUGGAUCGGUCGAGUCGACAAUAUGGCAAUGCCAGCAGGACAAAGACUGAAUUGGGUUUUUCUGUGUGGAUUCCCAGUGAGUCUGCGGGCUCAGAGGCAGACUGAUUGGGUAGAGCAUCACUAUCGGUGUACGGUGAAAACACAGAGUAGAGGCACCCAGAUGGACAACCAAGGUCAGGCCACUCUGCGACCUGUUUUCAAUACUGGGGUUUAUAGUUCAAAAGUAUUGUUGAUCAUGGCCAGUCUCAUGCACAUUGCAAGCAGACCCAUUCAAGUCCGCCAAUUGAGAUUAUCCGCUCACGGCUGGGAAGAAACCAAUCUGAGGCCCGGCCGAUCGAACAAUAGCAUGAGACUCUGUUACGUGACCCUGGAAAAAAGUUGAAGAUGUUGCACAAAAUGGCUUCCGGAAGAGGCGGUUGAAUUGGCGUCGACAGGCAUACAUACGACAAUUCUUCCGCCCCAGUCGUAGGCACGUGGUCUUAGCAAGGCUACCAUUGUGUGACAGCUGGAUUGGUGGUUGGUGAAUGGUGGUCCCUGAGCUUCAGUAAGCGCG